Messenger RNA from Fusarium venenatum, 453 nucleotides. NCBI's taxonomy places the organism in Eukaryota, Fungi, Ascomycota, Sordariomycetes, Hypocreales, Nectriaceae. The record is from RefSeq and is a predicted model, not a curated record.
AUGUCAUCAACACAAUCUACCCCCUUCACAUACUUUCGCAAUUUCCCUCCAGAGAUCCAAUUAGAGAUCUUGAAUCACUGUACCCGAAACGACCUUGUUUGCUUGUCUUUAACAAACCACGACUUCCGGGCCUUCAUUACACCGCUGAUCAAAUCCAAACCGCAUCUAGAAUGGGUUGAUCAGCUUGGUACUACACCUGAUGUACCUCAGAGCUGUCCUCUGGAAAAAUCAGAUAUCUACCACCGCUCUUAUUACAUGCGCACCGUGUCAAACGACACGCUACCCCAGCCCGCGCCUGCUUCAAAUGCGAGUUCUAUCCUCCAGACCAUCCUACAUGCCAAGUACCUUUUUGCAAAAAGCAAUGCAUGUGUAUUUCGUGUCCUCUCUUCAUCAGAUUACGCGGCUGGAUGGGCGAGAGGCGAUACUGCAGCCAAUGUACACACGGAAGAGUAA